CGUGAUUGCGAGCAGUGUUCAAAGUGUGGUGCCUGCAAAAAGUUUAUUGGUUAACAAGAAAUUAUUGAAAUUGUUAGUUUAUGUCUUUAGUAGAAGUUUAUAAACGACAAGAUAAUCUAACAAUCUAAAAAUUGCAAUUUGUAGAAAAAUAAUUCAGUAACAAUGAUUUAUAAACAAAUUAUGAAGUUUAUCUUCAUAAUCGGCAUUCCUGUUUGUUGGGCUAGAUUAUCAAUACAACCUAACAACUUGAUCUUUCUCGAAUUUCCAACUUACGAGUAUACAGAUUUAUACCAAUGCAAUAACGAUAUGAUUGUUUUAAACUUUUCCAAGACAGGGAUCAUUGAUAUUAGCCCCGAUUUCAUCAGUAGCCCUUUAAUAACCUGUCUGAAUCUCAUAAAUAGGAAUAUUAAAGACAUCGCAAAUAAUAGUUUCAGAAGCCUUCCAAAUCUAACAUAUUUAUUUCUUUCGAACAAUUCUUUAAACAGUUCAAAUGAGAUCUACAGUUUUGGAGAUCAUGAAGAGUUGAAUGUUCUCAUUCUAAACAACGUAACGGACAACAAAAAAUCGAUAAUUGGAAAUUUUGGAAAUUAUCCUAACUUGGAAAUCUUGUUAGCCCGUAACAACACAUUUUACGAUCUACAGUCAGAAACAUUUUCUGAUUCUGAUGCGUCUCCAACACGAAAAAUUCCAUUUCCUAAAUUAAAAUUCCUGGAUCUCUCGGAAAACUAUAUAGGAUAUAAAGGAAAUAUAGGAUUUAUGAAAUUAUUGUCAAAUAAUUUACAAUUUCUUGACUUGCACGAUAAUAAGCUUAAUUCUUUAUUCUUGUAUGAAAAAGGAAGCAAUUUACUUGCACUGAACAUAGACAAUAAUUAUUUUCAAAGUGUGAAGUACAAAGCGAAUUAUAAUUUAAGCUUGGAAUUGGCUUAUCUGAAAAAUCUCCGAUAUCUUUCCGUCUCUGGGAAUAAAAUACAAGCUAUCGAUUUAAACGCUUUUGAAGACAAUGACAAAUUGACUUAUCUGAAUCUAUCCAAGAAUAAUAUUAGCGGUCUGCAUCCAGACACGUUUGCAAACUUGCAUGCUUUGCAAGUGCUUGAUUUAAGUUUCAACCAGCUCGAUUAUAUUCUGCAAAUCUCAAAUCAAAUAAACAUCAACGUUUUAAAUUUGAGUUGCAACAAAAUACAGAGAAUAAUCUCGAAUACUUUUAUACAAACACCGAAAUUGACGAAGCUGUUAUUAGGGGGAAAUCAAAUUUAUCAAAUCGAUGCUAAAGCGUUUGCUUAUCUUUCUGUUCUGGAGAUACUAGAUCUGUCGAAUAAUAAAUUUAAUUCUUUACCAGAAGGAUGGACUGAAUUUUUGGUAUCUCUAAAAUAUUUGGAUUUAAGUGAUAACAUGUUUACUUUGCUGGAAUCUUUGUCCCUAACAAAUGCGUUGCCAUUAAUAGAAGUGUAUCUAGUAAGAAAUCCGUUGGAGUAUACGAAUAUUAGAUAUGCUGAAAAUUUGCCACAGAAUCUUACUGUGAAUCUGAUACAAAAAUCAAGUUUUGCCUGCAAGUGCAUUGCUUAAGUCUUACGUAUAAUUAGAAGAUUGUGAAUUCUUUUCAACAUAUUAUAAAAAUAAAAUAAUACAUAUUAUAUUUAUCUGUAUAAUUAUUAUGUUAUUAAA
Molecule: messenger RNA, 1662 nt
Organism: Linepithema humile (Argentine ant)
Lineage: Eukaryota; Metazoa; Arthropoda; Insecta; Hymenoptera; Formicidae
Product: leucine-rich repeat-containing protein 15-like
Molecular function (GO): protein binding
Source: RefSeq, a predicted model, not a curated record